Molecule: messenger RNA, 2695 nt
Organism: Vitrella brassicaformis
Lineage: Eukaryota; Vitrellaceae
Source: the annotation of a GenBank genome assembly
CUACCCGGGCCCGACUCCCAUGCCUCCCCAGCAGACGACUGUGUUGCCAUUGGCGAGCCUGCAAAGAGAUCGGACAGACGCAGUCCGUUGGUGUCCUGUACCAUGUCAGCUUUCACUGAGUACGGACCUCUGUGUGCUCCCGUUGGCCAGCGAAUAGAUGCUACGAUUGGCACUGUACUGCCAAAUCUUAGUGGCGGUUUUGCCCUUGUGGUCGAGCUCGUACUCGACGGCUCUCGCAAAGUCCUCGUCCGACUCGACGUGGUUAUCGAACAUGAGAAUCCCUGGUGGACAAGGACAGGAAGGCAUAUGAAUGGGCUACUGGUCGACCAGAAGGACGUGUGCUCAUCCGUACUGUUGGUCUCCCUCUCUUGCGCAUCGUGCUGCAGAGUGAAGGGGCGGUGCUCGUUGGUGUACUUGAAGUCGCUGAACCCAUGAUGGGCGCCGAAUCGCCACAUGAUGUCGCCGGUGCCCCUGUCGACCUUGAUCACGCCUAUGAACACGAAUGCCACGCAGGUAUGCAAUGCUACUGAGUCCGUGUGUUGGGUGCCGACCCAUGUGCCUGAAUGAGAUGAUGAUGUUCCCGUCGGCUGCCCACGACGCAGUGUUGGGGUGCUGAACAGCAGCAGAUAGGCAUGUUGUAUGCAUGACGAGAGAUGAGAGCCUGGCGUCCCUCUCCUCACCGCUAGAUCGCCAUCCUUGUUGCGCACGGUGUAUUUGAGCAUCUGCUCGACGGUCAGGUGGUCCCACUAAGCACAAAGAAACCAAGGGGUAAAAAUGGGCGCGCACAUCUGUGUACGUUAGCUACCAUUCGCCAUUCGAAAAUGACGUUGCCGUGUUUGUCUUGCUCGGUGACAACGGCGCCCUUAAUGAAGACCCUGUUACCCUUGGCAUCGCGGGCCUCUUGCGGGUCGACGUGGAUCAUCAACGCAUUCUCCUCCUGCCAGACGAGAGAGAGAAUUGCGUUUGAUAUCAAUGUACCUUGAUCGAUCAACAGAUGUCGAGGUACCUCGUUGAUUUUGAAGUCGUGGCCUGAGCACAUUCGAGUCCUUCAGCCAUUACCGAUCCCUCAGCCAUUUUGUCUUUGUGCAUGUGAGUGAGCGCAUACCGUCCUUUUUGUAGCCAUGGGGCGAGGCGUAUCUCCGUAUGUUGUGGUAUUUGUGAUCGAAUAAGAAUGAGCCGAAGGACAGGAGGCCGCCGCUGUCGAUCAUUCAAGAAGAGAAACGUACACGUGCACAAGUAGUCCGACCCUCAAUUCGAGCAGUCAUCACCUAGUCAGCACAAAAUUGCCUCGUGCGCCGUAUCGCUCUGGCGUCUCGAGAUAGAAGACCAAGUCGCCAUCGUUGUCCAAGACAAGCAGCCUGCACAAACACACAAUGAAAGGCAUUCUUCCCCGAUUGCUGCGGUGAUGUCACUGUGGAUGAAUCAGACUAUAUAUACCAUGGGUGCUUGACUUCGUCGACGGGCACCUUCUUUGGCGUCCGCCGGUUUGUGAAGAAGACGUAGCCCCGCUCCGCUCCAGGCUUUGCCUCAACUGACAUACGAACUUUUGGGAAGUGCUUCGUCGGAACGGUGACAUAGCCCCUGCGAUUUCAGAGAAGACACAUCGCAUACGCCAGGAUGCAAUAUCACGCGUCUGCCCUUUGUGCCCCUCAACACGCUUACAUGCUCAUGUAUUUCGCAACAGGAAGGGUGUCCAUGAAAUCAAACCUUGAUGGACAAACAAACGCCAGCCAGUCAGACACUCGCCACCAUUUCUCAGUCGGACGAGCCUACCCAUUGACGAAGUGGCCGCCCCGGAGGAAUGUCCCGUUCAGGUUGAGAUGUGUCACAUUGUUCUGCAUCCAUCGAAAGCAAGACAGGACCAGUCAAGGGCCUUCUGCUUCCCUUUUGCUACCUUAAGGUAAGGGGUGUCACCCGAAAACGGCGGGGGGUCCAACGUGAAGACGCCAUUCUUCUCCCUGAUUGUAGCCUUAUUCUCUGCCUCGGUCACCUCUGCCUCUAUGAGGGAGGGCUUUCGCUUCGUCGUCUCGUUCGUUUGGUUCAUGUGCGAGAGAUAAAACCUCCAUUGCAUCCCGCCGAGCUUCUGACCAUCGGCUGUCGUGAGACCCUCUCGCACUUUGACUCGCACCAUCUCACCCCUUGCGAAGUCCUGGAAGCUUCGGAAGACGACGGUCUUCCCAUCUGCACGCGAAGACGCACACGACAAGGGGCAGAUGACCACUUGACGAGCGUUGCCUUUCUUACCCGCGGCGAGCACCAGCUUGCCCUUGACCUUCCCUGACUUGUUGCCGCGGACCCUCAGCUUGCCUCGGAUGGACCCCGGCUGGAGGCUGCUUCCCUCGCGAAGGGCUAUAGUGGUGAGGGGCGACACCAGCCCGGCCUCAGGCCGAGGAUGAAUGUACCUGCCAUAAGCAGACAGUGCAAAUGCGCGAGGGCAAGCACGAAGAGGAGAUCUUUACUCAAAGGCCCCGAAGCGCUUGUGUGUCUUGGCGCCGUCAGUGAGCUUCAGCCCAUGAAGCACAUCAGCAUGGCUCAGGCCAAAGAGAGAGCACAGGGCGAGAACGCACCAGAUCAUCUUCAGUCAGCUCGUUGCCAAACCGUCCAGGGCCUUGUCUACGUGCGGCCGCUUUGGUGUGCGCACUCUCACCUCUCUUCUUGCAGCCGUCCUCUCGUCCCUUGUCGAUGGCAUUUUCAG